AUGAGGCCAAUAAAUAGUGUAUCAUCAACAACAUCAACAAUAUCAUCAACCAAUGUUAUCAAGAUAUGGAAAUCACCAAUUCCUUAUCUAUUUGGUGGCUUAGCACUAAUGCUCAUUUUGAUUUCAGUUGCAUUGGUGAUUCUUGUAUGCAACUACAAAAAACGCGGUUCUUCAUCGCAAUCUUCGAAUUCGGAUGAAGAAAUGAAGCAAGUAAUGUCCAAGAAUGUUGAGAUGAUUAAUUCCGAGCCUGAGGUACUUGUGAUCAUGGCUGGAGAAGCUAAACCAACUUAUUUGGCGAAACCGAUUAUCAAUUCUUCUUUGCCUUAUUGCACGUGCGGAGCUGAAUCAAGUUCGACUCGAUCAUUAGGGUUACCCGAUGAGCAAAGGUUGAGUAGUUAA
This is a messenger RNA of Vicia faba (fava bean), 399 nucleotides long. The record is from the annotation of a GenBank genome assembly. NCBI's taxonomy places the organism in Eukaryota, Viridiplantae, Streptophyta, Magnoliopsida, Fabales, Fabaceae.